UUGAAGUUAUAACAUUUAUUGAUCUAUUCUUGAGAUAUGAAAAAAUACUUUGUGUGAAUAUGGAGUGUUGCUAUACAAAAAGGAACAUCUCUAUUUCAAACAUUUUUGAAAAUUUUCCAUUUAUUAGCAUGCAGGAAAAUGUUGAAAAGCUAAUAUGAGACAAAAUAUCACAGAUGAGAUCAGUACUUUAUUUAGUUCCUCAAGGAAGGACUUUUAGACAUUAAAAACAUUUCAUAAAUGUUCAGUAAAUGCCCCUCAAAACACUGGAAAUUGCAUUUCCGAGCAUCAAUGUUUCAAAAUUUUUGGGGGGGGGGGCAUGCCAGACCCCCUAGAAAAAGGGGCCUUCUGGCACCUUAAUGGACACAGCCCCCUACUUUAUUAACUUCACUGUCUGGUUCAAAUAAUUUCGAAAGCCCUGGGAGAGGUUGUUUUUCUUCCCCUCUGCAAGGUUAAAUUUGAUCUUUUAAAGGUUGACUAGAUAACACUUCUGUUGUUAAUGUUAAUGCCAAAAAUUUAUGCUCAUGUGACUUAAUAUCUGGGAUAACCUGUUUGGAGACAGGUUUGUCAUGAUUACGAUUUACCUCCAAAAAGUUUGAGGUAGUUUAUUGAAAAGAAGCAAUUGUUUCAGGGCAGAGGGACCUUUUCUCCCACAACCUAAAACCAGUACAGAAGCAAACAUAGCCAUUCAAUGGAGAACUCAUGGACAUUACAGUGUAUAUUUGAGUUAUGACUGUUGCAGCAUAGAAAUUAUUGUAUGAGUAUAUGUUUUCUUAUUGAGUGAUUGGUUUUAGGACUUUUUAGCCUUUUGUUCAUCUAUCUUGCAAAUGCAAUUUCAGAUUCUUUUAAAUUAUCUCCAAAUAAUUAAUGAUGUAUUCAUAUUAUACAGUCGUAAAAAGGCAGAAUUGACUUUCUCUGUUUGCUGGCUUUUAGGUAACAAUAACGGGGCAUUGAGAAACGCUUUGACUGAUUGUCUUUAUUGCUCUUUAGUGUCAUAUUAGUUUAUACAAGUAAUUACUAAAGAUAUAUUAUAUGAACUACUGUACAUGUAUAUUUGUACAAAUUUGUUAUAGUGCAAUAAUAGAGACUGAGGGCUAAAUUCACUGGAGUUUUCUAGUUUUUUGUCUAUUUGGUAGUAAUAACAAAAACAGCUGCUUGAAGAUGUAUCAAUGAGAUGAUAUUUUGCAGAAAAUUUUCUGGGGAAAAUAUUUUGAAAUUUUUUUCCUAAUAUAGGUAGUCAUUGGUACUUAAAAUCCCUGGUAGAGUAAUUGUUAAUUGAAAGUAUAAGGGUUCAAAUAGACACUAAAGAAAUACAAUGGGUUAGCGUUAACUAAAUUUGUCUUAGUCUUAUAUCCUUUAUAUCUAUUUCCCGGGAUUAUUGCCUUCACUCUAUACCUGAAUGACAAUUUGCUAAGGAUCUUGAUUUUGGAGAAAAAAUUAAGUUAUGGAAAUUUAACUUAUAUAUAACCCAUGACCUUGGUUUAAAACGAUGUUCAAUUUCGUCUACUCAACGUUCGAUUUCAUCUCUACUUCAGGUACAACCUCAUGAUUAAAUGGCACUUAACAAUCAACAGUAAAAUAUGUGUGACAGACUGGAAUCAGAGGCUUGUUAUUUCUGACAGGGCUCAUCUUGUGUUUGACCUCCACCAAGAAUCAGAUAGGUUAAAGGAAUCAGGAAGAGGAAGACUGGGCACUACUAAGAAAGGAAUUGGUCCAGCAUAUGCAUCUAAGGCACAAAGACUUAAUCUAAGAGUAUGUGAUCUUAUUGGAGACUUUGCGGCUUUUUCAGAAAAAUUCAAGAAUUUGGCUUCUCAUUUUCGAAGACUAUUUCCAAAUUUAGAUGUGAAUAUUGAUGAAGAGCUUAUCAAAUACAAGGGAUUUGCUGAGAAAAUUCGCCCCCUUGUCAAGGAUACGGUAGUUUACAUGCAUGAAGCACUUCAGAACCCAAAGCUUAACAUUGUUGUGGAAGGUGCCAAUGCUCUAAUGUUGGACAUAGACUUCGGUACCUAUCCAUUUGUGACAUCAUCCAGUUGCAGUAUAGGAGCAGUAUGUACGGGUCUUGGGAUACCUCCUCAAGCUAUCGGUGAAAUAUAUGGCGUAACUAAAGCCUACACUACAAGAGUUGGCAUUGGUGCCUUUCCUACGGAGUUAAAAGAUGAGUUAGGAGAUAGACUUCAAAAAGUUGGACAUGAAUACGGAGUAACGACAGGAAGACCUAGACGUUGUGGCUGGCUGGAUCUGAUUAUGCUCAAAUAUUCUUACAUGAUCAAUGGCUUUACAUCGAUUGCUAUUGCGAAGCUCGAUGUUCUUGAUGACUUUGAUGAGGUGAAACUUGGUGUGGCAUAUCUACACAAUGGCAGAAAGCUCACUUCCUAUCCAGCAACUCAAGAAGUACUACAUGAAGUUAAAGUCGAAUACCUAACAUUACCAGGAUGGAAAACUAGCAUCAAGCACUGCCGUACAAUGGACCAACUGCCAAAAAAUGCACAAAACUAUGUUAGAAAAAUUGAGGAAGUCGUUGACGUGCCAGUUCGUUGGGUUGGUGUUGGACAAUCUCGCGAUGCAAUGGUUAAUGUAUUCUGAAAAGGAUGCAACAUGUCAUGGAUGACAAACAUGUAACUUGGUUUAAUAUUUUAAUUUCUUACUAUUUAUUCUCACCGCUAUGUCGGUAAGAUGCUUUAUUGUGCCCUUUUCCUUUAUAUGUCUCUUGAGUAUAUUGGAGUAUAUUAAAUAAUUCUCUCGUUAAGCACUAAAAACGGAACUGAAUUCAGCAUGUGAUUAUUUUGGGUUUUCAAUAGACCUGAUUUAUUUACUUUUCCUGAGCCGAAUGUCCCUUCCUCCUGUUCCUAACCAUCUUGACCAACCAGAAUCUAUAAAAAUUAGAUUUUUGCUAUAAUCUUCUUGGGGUGUAGAAAUGCGUUGCAUAAUGCUGGAUUCUGCUAUUGAUAACUGUGAUGCACUAAUUACUUCAAUUUAUGCAAAAAAGGAGCUUGGAUGAAUUACUUGGAUUGCAGACUGUACGCAUAUUAUUUCAUAAAAUGAAUUCCUGGCUUUCGACUCUUGAAAAGUAAAAAGGUCGGCUUUAAAAAGGACUUGAACUGCAAGUUAACAACCUUCAAAAAAUAAGAUCAUGCUAUAGUGCAUUAUGCGUUUUUACGUGUUUUUUCAUUGAAUCUAUACCAUUGUUGAUGUAGGUGGAGUCAUUAUAUGCAAUUGUGAUAUAUUGUGUUGACUCACGUUGCAUUUUGUGUUAAUUUGUACUUAUUUUUUAUUCGGCUUUUUUUUCCUUGUCAAAUGCUCAUUGACUUUUGUCUGUAACGAGUGUCAUAUGAUCAAUUAACACUUAUUGACUGGGACAUAGGGAAAACAAAACACUUUGCUUUCCCGAGGUUCAAGUUAAUGAAUGUUUUGUUAUAUACCAAGUGUCAAAGAAAAAAGAAACUUAGAAAAACGUACAUUUCUGGAAACAUCACUUCCGGUAUUGCUAUUACCGGUCAACAACGUGCUGUUGCCCGCUGACCACCGCCGGGGAAACAUCGAAACUUGUUCACGUUCACGUGAUACCCUCUCGCCCAAUCAGAGUACGAGAAAAAUGGACUUUGACAGUUGGUUUAUAACAAAAAGACCUAUUUCAUUUGCUCCGCUCGAAAAAUUGUUUUCUAAAGGAAAUGUCAAUUUAAUGUUUAACUUUUUUCUAACUUAACUACCUUGCAAGUGCCUGAGUGAUUCGGCCGUGAAAGAAUAGGUAUUUCAUUGUUUUCUUUUGUUUUACUUGGCCUGUUAGUAUAUUAUACAACUUUAGUUCACGGGCCAAUAAAAUCACAGCAGGCUUUCAGCCUCGUCAUAAUCGGAAUCGCAAGUGUGUUUUUAAUCUCGUGCAAGCUUAAAAGACGGAGGGAUUGGGUGGGAGGUCUGUCACGUGGCUAAACCUGGUUUAUACAAGGAAACAAAACCAGAAAUACUUCCAAUUGUGAUUCUGUCUUUACGUCUCACAUGCGCACGCACUUUCGCUUCCGAUAACCCUUAAACAAUUACUGUUACAUGAAAUGUGUUGAAAAAGAAAUAAACUGUGAAUUUCUCAUAACGAUAUUAA
This is a messenger RNA of Actinia tenebrosa (Australian red waratah sea anemone), 4090 nucleotides long. RefSeq names its product adenylosuccinate synthetase isozyme 1. Gene Ontology annotation, cellular component: cytoplasm. Lineage: Eukaryota; Metazoa; Cnidaria; Anthozoa; Actiniaria; Actiniidae. The record is from RefSeq and is a predicted model, not a curated record. Gene Ontology annotation, biological process: IMP metabolic process; 'de novo' AMP biosynthetic process. Gene Ontology annotation, molecular function: GTP binding; adenylosuccinate synthase activity.